This is a messenger RNA of Paramecium primaurelia, 5963 nucleotides long. NCBI's taxonomy places the organism in Eukaryota, Ciliophora, Oligohymenophorea, Peniculida, Parameciidae. The record is from the annotation of a GenBank genome assembly.
AUGUAAAAAAGAAGGUCCUUUUUAAUUUGCAUUCUACCACUCUGUAAAGAUAUAAAUCAAAUAUCAAGUAUGUUAAGCUUGCCCAGACGGUCAAUAUUUUACUCCUGGAGGGGGAGGAUGCAGUAAUCUAUGCCUUCCUACAUGUACAACAUGUUCUGAUGGAACAUCUUGUGAUUCAUGCAGCGUUUCAAACCCAUAUUUAUCUUUACCAACUCGAGUAUGCACAACUUGUCCAACUGGUUGUUUGACAUGCGAUCAAUCUAGUUGUUUAUCUUGUGAUACAGGAUAUUACUAGUCAACCCUUUGCAUCCAAUGCCCAACUGAAUGUAGCCUUUGUUCAUCUCCAACAAUAUGCUCUGCUUGCAAUUCUGGAUAUUACUUAUCAGGAUCAUCUUGUCUUUCUUGUACUUUACCUAGUGUCCAUUGUGGAAGUCCUUGUAAUUGUAGUAGCGGAUCCUACUUAGUUGGUUCAUGUUGCUAUCCAUGUUAAGCUCCAUGUUCAGAGUGUUCAGGCUCGGCUACAUUUUGUACAAGUUGUGUUGAUUUCGCAAAUUAAUCAACAUCUACUUGUGAUUGCACAUUGCCAACAAAAUAUCUUAACGCCUUUAAUAAUUGCUCCGAUUGUGUUUCUCCUUGUGUCAAUUGUAGCUCAUUAUCAUCAUGCAGUAGUUGCAUAAAUACUUAUUACUUGGAAGGUACAUCUUGCUAGGCUUGUACAAGUCCAUGUGUUAAUUGUAACACUUCAUCAACAGAUUGUGCAUCCUGUAUUGAUUCAGCACACUAAACUAUUCCAACUUGUGCUUGUGUAUCUGGAUAUAUAAAGAAUACAUCUAAUAAUAUGUGUACAGCAUGUACUUUUCCUUGUGCAACAUGUUAAAAUACAAUAAAUGAAUGUCAUAGUUGUGCUUCAACAUAUUAAUAUGAUUCAUCAGCUCAUACUUGUACUUGUUUAACAAAUCAAUAUGAAGACAAUGGAUCACCUAAAGAAUGUUAAAAUUGUUCAUUACCUUGUACAAAAUGUACUUCACCUACUGUUUGUACAGAAUGUAAUGAUAUUUUACAUUAAGUUUUAAAUGAUUGCCAUUGUAUUGAUACAUAUUAUAUGGAUACUUCAUCUAUUUGUUAACUAUGUAUUAGUCCAUGUCUUAAUUGUUCAAGUAAUAGUAUUUGUACUUCUUGCAUUAAUAAUUAUUAUUUAGAUAGUCCUAAUUGUUUAUAAUGUUCAUUACCUUGUUAUAAUUGUAUAGAUAUAGAUACUAAAUGUACAUCUUGUGCUCAUUCUCAUUAAACAGUAUAAAGUGAUUUAUGUGUAUGUGAUGAUGGAUAUUAUAUGGAUGGUUUUUAUUAUUGUUAAUUAUGUACUCAUCCUUGUUCUAAAUGUACAAAUACAAGUACAUAUUGUACAGAUUGUGCUAGUACAUAUAUAUCAAGUGGAUCUAAUACUUGUGUUUGUGAUGAUGGAUAUUAUGAGGAAACAUUAAAUUCACCUAGUGAUUGUUAACCUUGUACUUCACCAUGUGUUAAAUGUGAAAUAGAAUCCACUCAUUGUGUAACAUGCAUUGAUAGUAAUUAAACAGUUGAUCCAUCAACAUAUUAGUGUUUAUGUAAUAUAGGUUGGGUAGCAAAUGCAAAUUUAUGUGAUUAAUGUUAACUACCUUGUACUAAAUGUAUUACUACAUAAGAUACUUGUACUGAAUGCUUAGAUCCUAAUCAUGAAAUUAUUAACGAUAGAUGUGUUUGUAAAUCUGGAUAUGGAUAAUCUGGAUUAAAUUCUAAUUAUUGUUCCAUAUGUGAAUAUCCUUGUUUAGAAUGUUCAAUAAAUGUAAAUACUUGUACAAAAUGCAUAGUUUCAACAUUAUUUACUUUUAUUUUACUUAAUAAUGAAUGUAUUUGUGAUUUGGGUUAUUUUUUAAAUAAUGAAAACAAUUGUAUAGCAUGUAUAGAGUUCUGUUUAGAAUGCAUUGAUUAAUUAAGUUGUGAAGUAUGCAUAGAUGGUUACUACUAUGAAUCCACUUUAUGUAAUAAAUGUAGUAAUAAUUGUAAAACUUGUUCAAAUUAAAAUGAUUUUUGUUUAAGUUGUAACAACAAUUAUAAUUUAAUUAAUAAUUAAUGUAUUUGUGGAUUUGGUUAUUAUUUACAGAAUGAUACUUGUUAGAAAUGUAAGUAUCCUUGUAUUGAAUGUUCGAAUGAUACUACUUGUAUAUUAUGUGCUCAAAUUGAUAAAUUAAGUAUGAGUGAUUAAUAGACAUGUAUUUGUUAAGAUGGAUAUUAUUGGUCUAUUUCUUAAUGCUUAUUAUGCCAUUUAAAUUGUCUAACAUGUCAAGAGACAAGUACAAAAUGUUUGAGUUGUGAUCUAUCUUUAAAAAAGAUACUUCAAAAUAAUUAAUGCAAUUGUAUUCUAAAUUAUUAUUUAUCUGAUUAAAAUACAUGUAAUUCAUGUGAUUCUGAAUAAGGUAAAGUAAUUUAAAGUUGCAAGUACAAAAAUUGUAAUGAUUAAGUAUGGACAUAUGGUGAAGACUGUGAUGAUGGAAAUCAAAUAUAAGGUGAUGGAUGUUCAAAUUGUAAGAUUGAUAAAAANUUAUAUGGAUGGUUUUUAUUAUUGUUAAUUAUGUACUCAUCCUUGUUCUAAAUGUACAAAUACAAGUACAUAUUGUACAGAUUGUGCUAGUACAUAUAUAUCAAGUGGAUCUAAUACUUGUGUUUGUGAUGAUGGAUAUUAUGAGGAAACAUUAAAUUCACCUAGUGAUUGUUAACCUUGUACUUCACCAUGUGUUAAAUGUGAAAUAGAAUCCACUCAUUGUGUAACAUGCAUUGAUAGUAAUUAAACAGUUGAUCCAUCAACAUAUUAGUGUUUAUGUAAUAUAGGUUGGGUAGCAAAUGCAAAUUUAUGUGAUUAAUGUUAACUACCUUGUACUAAAUGUAUUACUACAUAAGAUACUUGUACUGAAUGCUUAGAUCCUAAUCAUGAAAUUAUUAACGAUAGAUGUGUUUGUAAAUCUGGAUAUGGAUAAUCUGGAUUAAAUUCUAAUUAUUGUUCCAUAUGUGAAUAUCCUUGUUUAGAAUGUUCAAUAAAUGUAAAUACUUGUACAAAAUGCAUAGUUUCAACAUUAUUUACUUUUAUUUUACUUAAUAAUGAAUGUAUUUGUGAUUUGGGUUAUUUUUUAAAUAAUGAAAACAAUUGUAUAGCAUGUAUAGAGUUCUGUUUAGAAUGCAUUGAUUAAUUAAGUUGUGAAGUAUGCAUAGAUGGUUACUACUAUGAAUCCACUUUAUGUAAUAAAUGUAGUAAUAAUUGUAAAACUUGUUCAAAUUAAAAUGAUUUUUGUUUAAGUUGUAACAACAAUUAUAAUUUAAUUAAUAAUUAAUGUAUUUGUGGAUUUGGUUAUUAUUUACAGAAUGAUACUUGUUAGAAAUGUAAGUAUCCUUGUAUUGAAUGUUCGAAUGAUACUACUUGUAUAUUAUGUGCUCAAAUUGAUAAAUUAAGUAUGAGUGAUUAAUAGACAUGUAUUUGUUAAGAUGGAUAUUAUUGGUCUAUUUCUUAAUGCUUAUUAUGCCAUUUAAAUUGUCUAACAUGUCAAGAGACAAGUACAAAAUGUUUGAGUUGUGAUCUAUCUUUAAAAAAGAUACUUCAAAAUAAUUAAUGCAAUUGUAUUCUAAAUUAUUAUUUAUCUGAUUAAAAUACAUGUAAUUCAUGUGAUUCUGAAUAAGGUAAAGUAAUUUAAAGUUGCAAGUACAAAAAUUGUAAUGAUUAAGUAUGGACAUAUGGUGAAGACUGUGAUGAUGGAAAUCAAAUAUAAGGUGAUGGAUGUUCAAAUUGUAAGAUUGAUAAAAAUUACAUUUGUACAAAUACAAUUAUGUAAAAAUCUCUAUGUUAUUCAUGUCCUCAAUUUUGUAUUUCCUGUCAAUAAAAUUCAAUUAAUAAUUAGAAUGAAUGUGUAAAAUGUUAAUCUGGAUAUUAUUUAGAUCAAAAUAUAUGUUAUAUAUGCGAUAAAUAAUGUAAGGAAUGCGAUACUAAUCCAUCAAAUUGUACAUCCUGUAGGUUUAUAUAAUCAGCAUCUAAAAAGUGCAAAUUAUGUGAAUAUAAAUAAGGAUAUUAUUCAGAUUAUUCUACUGACACUUGUUAUAAUAAAUGUGGUGAUUCUAUCAUAGCAGAUUCAGAAUAAUGUGAUGAUGGUAAUUAAAUUAAUGGAGAUGGAUGUAAUAAUAAAUGUCUUAUGGAAAAAAAUUUUAUAUGUUUAAAUGAUACUUGUAUCACUCCAAAUUAUCCUAUUCCAAAAUUAUCUAUUUUUGGAAGUCCUUAAAGAUAUGAAAAAGAAAGAAAAUUUAAAUUAGAAUACAAUGUUCCUCUUUUGAUUGUAAAAUCUAAUUUUUAAUUAUCUUCUGAAUUGAAAUUUUAUAUUGAAAAUAGAUCUGGAGAUGUGUAAUUAUUAAAUUAUCCAUAUACUUUUAUUUAAAAUAUGACAUUAGUUGAAAAUUAAUAUUACUCUUAUGAAGCAAUAAUUACAUUGCAAUUAAAUUAAUCAUCUCAAUAUUAGAUAUUUAAUAUAUAUUUUCUCGAUCCAUCUAAAAUUCAAUCAUACCAAAGUUAUGAAUAGAAAAUUGAUCAUGUAAAAGCAGUAGUAGAGGAGUAUGUAUAUGUUGAUGAAAGUACCUAAAGUUUAACAGAAACAUUUAGUAGUUUAAGUAUUAAUUUAUUUUACAUUAUACUAAUAUUGUUAGCAGUUUCAAUUUUAUUUGGAGGUUUGGAUAUAUUUUAUAAUCUUUUAGAUACAAUUUAACUUUUAUCUUAUCUUAAGUAUAUUAAUCUAUAAUUUCCUUAUAAUUUACAAACAUAUUUCGAAAUUUUCGGAUUUGCCUAACUAUCAUUUAUUCAAAAUUAUUUAAAUAUUGAAGAUUUUUUUUCAAAUUAUAUUUCUUUAGAAGAACUCAAAUCUCUACCUAAGAAAAUUCAAGAUGAUAAUUAUUCUUCUAUUUAUUUAGUAAAUGUAAGUCAAAUAUUGGUAGUCUAUGGAACACUUUUUGGAUUAUAUUCUAUGGCUAUUAUUAUUCCACUUACAAUUAAAUAAGUUAGAUUUAAAUAUUAUGAAGAAAAUCCUGAAAAAGAAGCUUUUACUUUAAAAUUAAAGAUAUAUUUUCUUUCAAUAAAAAUAUUUAUUGGGGAAAUGUGUAAAAAAAUUGUUAAUGAAUUAUUUUAUAGUGGAAUAUUGAGAACAUUUAUGGCUACUGCAUAUGAUUAUUCAUUUAUAAUGGUAUUAUAAAUUUAUACCAUAGAUAUAAAUUCAAAUUCAUUUUUACUUUAAUUUAGUUCUUUAAUUUCAUUAUUUGCAUUAAUAUUAUAUAUUAUAAUUUGUUUAGUAAUAAUUUAUUUACUUGGUAAAAAUAGGCUAUCUUUGAAAUAAAAUAACAAUAUAGAAAAAUUUGGUUCAAUAAUAGAAGGAAUAAAUAUCAAGAAUAAUUAUCAAAAAUAUUUUAAUGUUGUUUUAUUAGUAAAAAAGUUAAUGUUUAUGGUCAUUCUAAUAUUUUGUUAUGAGGAUCCAUUAAGUUAAACUGUUAAUUUAUUCUUAUUAUCUAUAACAACAGCUUUAUAUUUAUUUCAUCAUAAACCUAAUGAAGAUUAAAAUGAAUAUAUUAAAUAAUUAUCAACAGAAAUUAACUUAUGUCUGACAUAUAUCUUUAUUAUCUUUUUAAUAGUAAAUGAUUAAAUAAAGAAGUUGAAUAAUAAAGAAUAAUCAUAUAUUGGUUGGAUUUGCAUAGUCCUCAUAACUUCAAUAAUUUUGAUUUAAUUAAUUAUAGAUUUAAUACAAUAAUGGAGAAUGCUAUUGAAAAAGUUUGCAACUCUAAGACGCUUUAUAAAUAAAAUAUAAAAUAUGUUUAAAAAGAAAGCAGAAUAAACCACUCCUGAUAAAAAUGUUUUUGAAGAAAUUCAAAAUCAUGAAUUUUACUAAUCUAUAAUUUUAUAUAAAUGA